Messenger RNA from Pseudogymnoascus verrucosus, 2229 nucleotides. RefSeq lists its product as uncharacterized. Lineage: Eukaryota; Fungi; Ascomycota; Leotiomycetes; Thelebolales; Thelebolaceae. The record is from RefSeq and is a predicted model, not a curated record. The transcript is spliced from 5 exons. Bases 697 to 1935 code for a protein of 412 amino acids.
GCCCAAGACUCGAUAAGAACCCUCGUUAUCCCCCUCCGUACCUUCCGGACAGCUCCACUGAGGGAACGUGGAAGGCACGGAAGAAAAUUGGGAAAUAUUGGAACUAAAGGUGCCAGUACCUAGAUGCUUACCUACUACUUGUGAUUUUUCUCGAGAAAAAGGGGAAGGGAUCUUGCCCGUGAUAUAGCAGGCGAUUAAUGCAGGUACAUGAGAAUUACUGUCAAUCAACUCGGACAAUUUUGAGUCGGGAUGACCUAGUUAUCAACAUAAGAUGUUAAACAUCAGGUGUUCCAGAAGCCUAGGUCCGUGGAGGAAUAGGAGAUAGGCCGGAUCGAGUCCAGGGCCGGAUCUAGGUAGUAUUCGGACGGGGACAAAGCGUAUGUCUGCGUACUACCCCCAUUUACUUGUUAGAUGGCUCCUUGUUCGCUGUAUGGCGUGAGAAUUCAUUCCCCUGCGUAUCACAUUAAUGCCGCUACCUAGCCCCUGAGGAUCAGAAACACAACCUAGGAGUCGGUUGAUAGAUGGAUCUUCCUUUGAACGAAGCUUAAUGUUGACCAAGCAUUCGUCGGGAUUAUAUUAUGGGUACCCUUAUAUUAUUGCCAACCACUCCUUCCUCUUCACCUCCUUCAUUCCUCUCACACUGGUCGCCCACGUGUAUCGAAAUCUGACUUCCCACGAUAACCCUAGAAGUUCCAGAUGGAUAUUCUGGUGAGACGUUCAGGUUCAGACAUCCCUUGGGAGAUCGUGGAGGCUUUUAAGACCAAUGCCACUGGAAUUCCAGACUAUGUAACACCGGAAUACCUUGCAGAGUCGCAGAAUCAUGUCACAAAUGGAGGGAUCAUCUUUCUGGUGGUGUUCGCCGGUCUGAUAUAUCUACUGCGUGCAUACGGACGGUUAUUCGUGAUCAAAAGCUUCGCGCUUGAUGACUGGCUGGCCGGUCUCUCGCUACUAUGCUACAUUACCUUUUCGGGAUUAUGUAUAGGCAUCAUCAACACCGGUGCAGCUCGGCAUAACGAGUACGUCCAAUACAUCGUGACGAACUCACAACUCGAUCUCGCCCAAAUCUUGGACUUUUGGGCUCAUUUGGUCUAUGCAACGGCCCUCUUCGUAUGUCGAAUGUCGGGUCUGACGUUCUAUCAUCGCCUGUGCGGUCGCAGUGGCAGUCUGAUAUGGACAGUCCGAUGUUCUGCCGUGUUCCUCGUCGCUGGCUAUAUUCCUCAGAUCUUCCUCAUUGUCUUCCAUUGCAAACCAGUGACUGCACUGUGGCCCAACUACUUUCAAUCAAACGUCAACGAUUACAAGUGCCUGCCAUGGGUCAUCCUCUACGCUACCAACUCCAGCAUUUCCAUCCUGAGUGAUCUGAUCCUCUUCGUCAUUCCUAUUAUCAUCAUUCUCAAGCUCAAGGCAACCACAAGAACGAAGCUCGCACUCUCGGCAGUUCUACUCCCGGGUGUCUUAGUCAUUAUUAUUUCCAUCUUCCGCCUCUGGAUCGUUAUCCAAAGCAACGGUGUAUUCGUCGACACUAGCUGGGUCUACGGUCCUCAACUGGUUAUUGAAUGCGCUGAAGUUGGCUCUACCAUCAUCGCGCUCUCGAUACCUGGUCUCAAACCUCUUUUCCAAAACUGGUUCUCUCUCUUCAACCUCCAGUUGAAAUCCUACUCCCGUUCCCGUGGUCUCUCUCGCCCAACUCACAACACCUCCACUAAGAUCACCGAGCCCGGUCUUUCCCGCGCCGAUUGCUAUGCUCGCGCGCCCUCGGAGUCAUCCGUAGGCGACCGCCAAUACCCCUUGGGCAGAGCGUAUGGUGCUGAUAAGGGCAGUGAUGAUGAGCUCUUGGAUAUGGAGAGGGGAAACCGGAAGCAGAGUCCUGGAAUAGAGGUGACGACUACGAUCAUGCAGAUGAGGGAUUUAGCUAAGAAGGAGGAAAAUAUGUAAACUACCUUUGAGGAGGGUGUUUACCGCGUGAUAGUGUCAGCGAAUUUAAGCUUUGAAUGAUGUUAUGGACUUGUAUAUUCUAGUUAGCAAGGCUCGUACGAGCUCCUCGCCUUUCAUCUAACUCGACGAUAGGCAGGCAUAUAUCCCAUGUUAUACUUGCCUGCUCCUAACGUCGUCGCAGGCUGUUUUUAUGCCGAUUGUACAACUAGAACAAAUAAUCUCUUAAGGAUAUUAUAACAAACCCACUAGAUUCAGCUAGAACAUCUAAGGAUGCUAAAGACGUGGCAUAUAGGG